GGAAUCCAGCAGGAUCCAUCUGAACGUCACCAUGAAGCUGAUUUUUUCUUUGACUCUCAUCUGGGCGCUCUACAGCACAGCUGGAGCCCUGAAAUGUGUGAGCUGCACAGACCAGACGUGUUCAAACACAAUGCCACUAACAUGCAGCUCAGAAACGAUGUGCAUAACAGCAACCAUCCGAGCUACUCAAUCUGGAACUUCAGUAACACAGCUCUACAAAGCCUGUGCAGUGUCCUCUCUGUGUCCAGCUACAGGCAACUCGACUUUUUCAGUCAACUUGGGAUCCCAAAGUGCAAUUGCAUCUGCUCAGUGCUGCAACACAGACAACUGCAACUCACAGACUCUGCCUGCCCCCACUACUCCAGCUGCAAACUCCCUGAAGUGCCUUGUUUGUGACUCCACAACUUCUCAGUGCAGCACUACAAUAACUUGUUCAGGAGAUGAGACCAGCUGCUUCUCAGCAACUUUGAACGAUGGAAAAAACACAAUUCCUGCACUGGGUUGCGCAUCACCAAACACAUGUACAGCUGCAUCAGGUCUGGGAAGUUUGCCGUUCAUGCAGAGUGUUGGUUCAAUCACCAGUGGACCAACCUGCUGUACAACUAGUUUGUGCAAUAAUCCAACUACUACAACCACAGCUGCAACAACCACAGCUGCAACAACCACAGCUGCAACAACCACAGCUGCAACAACUACAGCUGCAACAACCACAGCUGCAACAACCACAGCUGCAACAACCACAGCUGCAACAACUACAGCUGCAACAACCACAGCUGCAACAACCACUACAACCACUACAACCACCACAACCAGUAAUGCCUCUAGCUUCAGACUUGGCUUUCUUCACUUGCUGUUUGCUUGUCUUUACCUUUUAAGUGUCUAAAAAUACGUCUGAGAUAUUACAUUUGAACCAAAAUUAGAAGAAUAUGUAUAUAUUGCUUCUGGCUUGGACCUGGAUAUUAGGUAUUUAUUGGUAUAUUAUAUGUAGGAUAGUGGCAUAUUUAUUCAUUUAUUAAAAUGAAUAAUAAUGUAUGACUUGAUUUUAGAUUUAUGUGACUCUUGUAUUUAAAUCUAACAAAAGAAAAUAUAUAAUUUCUCAAUAAUCUAUUCUUUUAAAUUCUUUAAAUGUUUUUCUUGUGUUUUUUAAUAUCUCAUAUUAAAUGAAUCACAAUAAAUAUGAAUAAAUGGGAAUAAAAAUUAAUGGACGUUUUUGCACCAGAUGAGUUUGAAAUUUUACUUCAUUUUUUCAAUUAACCAAACUUUUAUGGCCCUGGAUUCUGCUGUGGAGCCCUUAAUCCCCCCUCAGCCCCCAACUUUCAGUGAAACUAGUGGUAAAUGUUUUUUGUUCAAUAACAAUUGUUCUUGAUUGUGUUGAAAUGCUUGAAGGGAUAUUUUGUAUAUUUUAGGUGCAUCAGGCCAGUUUAUAGCACACAUAAGUAACUUGUAAAUAGUCAAACAGUGACAUCAGGGGAAGUAGGAAGUUUAUGAAUUUUUACAUUGUGUGCUUGAUAAUUGACAGUCUCUAAUUAUUUCAUUAUAUUUUGCAACAUCAGAGAAGUUUAUUGUGUUUCUUUCAUAAGUUGUUGAAGUCAUGUUUACAUUGCAUUCAUGGUUAUUCUUGGUCACUUCCCUUCUUAGGAACAUUGGACUAGGACAUAGUUCCUGUGAUGAACUCAGUAAACAUGCAGUUCAACCAGCUGCGGUUCUGGAACAGAGUAAAUGUGUGGUGAAAGGAUUUGACUGUAGAAGAGGUCACAAAAAUAAUAUACAGACAUAUCUUCAGUGAUUUGCUUUAUGUAGUGCUUUCUUACUCCCUUUAU
Molecule: messenger RNA, 1820 nt
Organism: Gambusia affinis (western mosquitofish)
Lineage: Eukaryota; Metazoa; Chordata; Actinopteri; Cyprinodontiformes; Poeciliidae
Product: spore coat protein SP96-like
Exons: 5
Coding region: 32-883 (283 amino acids)
Source: RefSeq, a predicted model, not a curated record